AUGAGAAGCAUCAAUGAACUUGCCUCCCAAAAGACCGAGAGAGAAAACAAGCUUGGUUUAACAGAGAGGCUGUCUGCGAAAAGUGCCAAGGUGAGUUCUGUUGAGGAGGCAAAGGGAAAAAAGGGGACAUCCCCAGAAGCUAGUGAAAAACAGGACCUCCUUGCAGAGAUCAAGGGAAUAAAGUCUGAAUUAAGUUCCCUUAAAGCAAAGGUUGAGGAACAAGUGUAAGAAUAAUGCACCGUUCCAGCCAAGAUAUCCACGGGGUUGCCCCAAAUGUAGGAGAGAAGACAAUGGAAAUACUUGCAGACAUUGUUUUAUUUGCAGUCAGGCUGGACAUUUAGCCAGUCACUGCCCACAAAGGAAGGCGGAAAACGAACAGGGGCCAUUUCCGAGGGAGAGAAGAUGGCCAAGAACAUAGAACAAAUGUCCCCUCAAUGUGCGUUUUGCAAAAAACUCCAAGUACAUGACACUAUCCUUUGUUGUAAACAAUGCAAAGCUGUUUAUUAUUGUGACGGGGAAUGUCAAAGGAAACAUUGGCAUGAUCACAUAGCAACAUGUGUUGCCUUGCAAAGCAUUAAUCACAAGGAUAUGAAAGACAAUGCAGACUUGGAAUUCUUUGCAACCCACCUAACGCCAAGUCAACAGAAUAAACUGGUACAGAUAAUUGGUAGAAAAUGCAUAGUAUUGGGGAAAUUAGAUAAUAAAGAAGUUAAUGUGCUUUGGGACACAGGGGCCCAAGUGUCUGGUUUCAGAAAGAUUCUUGAGACUGUUGUGUUCUAG
This is a messenger RNA of Paramuricea clavata, 780 nucleotides long. NCBI's taxonomy places the organism in Eukaryota, Metazoa, Cnidaria, Anthozoa, Malacalcyonacea, Plexauridae. The record is from the annotation of a GenBank genome assembly.